Messenger RNA from Nicotiana tabacum (common tobacco), 1063 nucleotides. The record is from RefSeq and is a predicted model, not a curated record. NCBI's taxonomy places the organism in Eukaryota, Viridiplantae, Streptophyta, Magnoliopsida, Solanales, Solanaceae.
CCCAAAUAUUUCCAUUUCCCUCUCAUAAAACCCAAACCCCUUCCCUUAUCCCCUAGCUACAGCUUCAACAGUUCUUUAUAAUUUCCCCCGCUGUUUUCUCCGGCAAUUGUAUUCACAGGGAAAGUUCGUAUCGUGUUCAGAGAAAAGAAAAAGGAGAAUCUGAUUUUUGUAUUCACUUGGCUUGUGCUCUUACUUUUGCCAGCCUCUUUCUAUUAAUUUUCUUUCUGCCAGUUGCAGAGGCUUAAUCUGAAACUGUUUGAAAGAUAAUGGCAAAACCUUCCCAACCACCUCAAAAUGGGAAGGAGGAGAUCAAAGAGAUUGAUACUGCGACCGCCAGCAACGAUAAUGAGAGCAGCAAAAAGAAGGUGACAAGAAAGUUGCCAAGCCCGAAAGAGCUUGUAUCACACUAUGAAUCGCAAGGUAUGGACUCUCAAGAAGCUUCCUUUAAGGUUAUUGACGAUCUCCAGGGUGCUCUCUUCAGGAUGAUCAGCACUUCUCGAAAUGAUAAGAAUCGCAAUAAUAGGAAUAUGUCAUCCGAAACCUCCAGAAAGUUGGAUGUCAUAAACGCUCGACUUCUUAGCCUUGAUAUGAAAGUUGACUCCAAGCCAGGCUACCCUCAAGCCCUUGCCAUUGGAUUGGCCGCUGGUGGCCUUCUUCAAGUGCUCCCUCGUGUUGCAAAUUCGGUUGUCCAAAUUUGGAAUACUGUUAGAAGUGCUUCAAACUCAAGUCCUAAAUCUUGUUGAUUAGCAUGUUUGCUUCUAGUCAUGGUACUUCUACUUUUGAAGUAGGAAUUUUGUUGAAUUAUGAUUGCCGGAAAAUAGAAUAUUGUAGGGGCCUUUCUUCAUUACGAAUGUUGUGCAACCUUUACUGACCCGAGGGUCCGUCGGAAACAGUCUCUCUACCUUCACAAGGUAGAGGCAAUGUCUACGUAUACACUGCCCUCCCCAUACCCCACUUGUGAGAUUUUGUUGUUGUUGAAUGUUGUGCAACCUAGUGCCAUGAAUCUUAGCAUGUAUCACAUUUUUGGCUGUUAAUGCCAACUACUAGUUCCAUUCUUAUUCUA